Molecule: messenger RNA, 4018 nt
Organism: Rubroshorea leprosula
Lineage: Eukaryota; Viridiplantae; Streptophyta; Magnoliopsida; Malvales; Dipterocarpaceae
Source: the annotation of a GenBank genome assembly
GACACAAGAUAGAAGAAUAUGGCAUCAUAAUCUGACUGAAUAUAUUUUAGAGUUGGUGGGAGGUGAAGAUGAAAGAGAGAGAGGAAGAGAGAGAACGAGAGCAAGCAGGGGACACGGAGAAUCACUGCCCAAAAAGGAGGGACAGAUUUGGGAGAAGAUUUGGUUUUGUCCGGUUUCUGGAGGUGAAGGAUAAGAAAGAGGUGGAACGCCAAUUAGAUCAGAUUUGGAUUGGUCACACAAAACUCAAGGCAAACAUCCCCAGAUUCAAAGAGGAAGACCCGAAUGGUAAGAAGGAAAGCAAACCAAAAAUUGGGAUGCAAAACCAUCCUGAAAGUCGCCCGAUAAACAAUCAGAUGCAAGGAGAGUCGGGAAGAAGAUGGGGCAGUAGAAUGGUUGUACCACACCAGUCUUAUGCAGAUGUCCUAAGAGGUAGCAGAAACAUCAGACCCAUGGCAAAGCAUAGAGGAAACUCAAGGACGAAGCACUCAGAAAAGCCUAAUAGAAGAAAAUGGCAGAAGAAAAAUAAUGACAAGGAAUGGACAGGUUUUGAGUUCAAUGAGAGAUUUUACAUGGAGGGAUAUUUUGCAUGUAAGCUGAAGGCAAUGGGAGGUAAGCUAGUUCUCUUGGAGAGUGAAGAUAAAGAUGAAUUGAAGGACUUAGUGGAGAAUGCUUCAGAUUGGUUCGGCCAAUGGUUCAAGGAGAUCAAACCUUGGAGUCCUUGCAUGGUGGAAAAUGAACGUUUCGUAUGGAUUCGAUGCACAGGUGUUCCACUACAUUCUUGGGGGCCUACAUUUUUCUCCACUCUUAGUUGUAUCUGGGGAAAAUUCAUUACUUUGGAUGAAAGCACAAGCAAGAAGAAACGUUUUGACAUUGCAAGAUUCCUUAUAUGCACACCAGUCAUGGAUUCGAUUUCAAAGAAGCUCAAAGUCAAGAUCAACGUAACAGUGUACAAUAUCAGAGUGGCGGAAGAAGAAUUCUCCAAUAGUUUAUUUUCUAUCAAAUCAAAUUUCAUUCUAGAUUUUCCAAGUGAUUUCGAAAUUGAAUCCAAGGAAACUUGGGAGAUUGAUAGCGUGGAAGAUGAAGCAUCAAAGGGAGUUGAUAUGGAAGUUGAAAAGUUAUUCAGUGACAUGGAGAUUAGGGUGCCUGGGGAGGAAGAAGAAGACGUGGCACUUGAAGAUUGGAUGGCGAUUCAAAAUCUAAAAUCCCAAUCACAGGGUUUUGAAAUUGGAGAGAGAAACAAAAAGGAUUUGUUGGGAAAAUCUCAAUCGAUUGAGCAGGGUGAUAUCCAAGAAAAUAUUAAUGAAUCUACUGAAAAGGUAGAGGAGAGCUUGGCUGUGUAUCAUAAUUCGAAGAUAGCUGCUCCACUUCAAAAUAUUGGUGAACAGAACAUGGAUGCUGGACAUAGGCUGGUGGGUGAAACUUUUAGGCCCAACAAUGAGGAGACCACGGAAUCUGUUAAUGGGCCAACUCAAGGAAAAGAUAUGGAUAAGGUUCCAGCAAACAUGGGUGAUGAUAUCCAAAAUGCCAAAAAUGCCUUUCCAGUAAGAUGUAAUCAGUUCACAUCUGAGAAAGCUUCGGACGAUAUGGAGGGACCAAAUCAAAAACCAACCAUAUUAAAAGGUUUAGAGGUAGAAGGUAAUAUUUCAUUUUGGGAGGGGAUGGCCAGUGAGUCAGAAAGAGCUGUAAACUGGAGAAAAAGACAGGUGAGAAGGAAGAAAUCAAAGAAUCGCACAAAGAAGAGAGCCAGAUCUUGCAUCGCAAUCUACAAAGCAACCUCAGCAAUACUCCAAAAGAGGAACAGGGGUGAAAAAUGUAAAGGUACACAACAAUUGAAAGAAAAUCUACCAACUUUCUUGCCCAAUCCGAAUAAAGUGGUGGCUGGUGAAUCUGUGGGUGACAGUGGCAUUAUAAAUCGAAAUAAGGAGAUUCGCAAAGGGUGGAAAAAACAUAGAACUGAGGAAAUUUGGGAACUUGCUAAGCAGAUCGGAAUAGUUGGUCAAGGUGAGGAAUUGGACAUAUGCCAACAGAUUAAACGCAUGGAGAAAAGAGACAGAGCAGCUAAAUUGGGAACAAUAGCAAUUAGCAAAGGCAAUGGAAAGCAGACGUUAAGACAGAAGAUUGUAGAGCAUUACACAAGUUAUUUCAAGGAUGAGGAAUGGAGAAGACCAACAUUGGACGACAUAGAUUUUAACAGGCUCUCCCCAGAUUCUGCUGCCAUGUUAGUUGACAAUUUUACCGAAGAAGAAGUUAAUAAGGCAGUUUGGGAUUGCGGAGUUUCAAAGGCACCAGGCCCAGAUGGAUUUAAUUUUCAAUUCAUAAGAGAAAUGUGGGAGGUGUUGAAGGAAGAUAUCGUGGGCUUCAUACAAGAAUUUCAUGAGAAUGGCAAGUUAGUCAGAGGAUUGAAUGAAUCUUUCAUUGUACUCAUCCCUAAGAAGGAGAAUCCAUUAGAGUUGGAGGAUUUCAGACCCAUUUCCCUAAUUGGUGCUAUGUAUAAAAUCCUAACUAAGAUACUCGCAAACAGAUUGAGUCGAGUUAUGCAGGAAAUCAUUGGGGAACAACAAACAGCUUUUGUGAAAGAUGACACGAUUUUAUUUGGAUAUGCUACAGAGGAAAAUAUAUGGGCUGUGAAGUGUAUCACAAGAAUUUUUGAGCUUGUUUCUGGACUUAAGAUCAACUAUGUGAAAAGCCAAUUGAUGGGAGUGCAUGUGGAUGAAGAAUGGCUAUCAAGAGCUGCUGCAAUUUUAAAUUGUAAGCUGGGAAUUAUGCCUUUCAAGUAUUUAGGGGUCCCUAUUGGGGACAACCCAAGAAGAUUGAAAAUCUGGCAACUGCUGGUGGAAAAUUUCAAGAAGAAGUUGUCACAAUGGAAAGGGAGAUUUGUAUCUAUGGGAGGUCGAAUUACUCUGAUAAAUGUUGUGUUGUCAAGCUUACCAUUAUUUUUGAUGAGUAUGUUUCUCAUUCCAAAAGGGGUGGUUAAAAAAUUAGACUCCAUUAGGAGAGCUUUUUUAUGGGGAGGGAAUGAUGAGAAAAGAGUGAUUAAUUGGGUAGGGUGGGAAAAUGUGUGCAAAAGCAAAGAGGAAGGGGGUCUUGGAGUGAAAAAUCUUCGAACUUUUAAUUUAGCCUUAAUGGGGAAAUGGCGGGGAAGGUUAGCUAAGGGGGAGGGUGGUUUGUGGCACAAGGUUUUAAAGGCUAAGUAUGGGAGAGGGGGCGUAAAUUGGACGAGAUGGAUGAAAGAGAACAGUGAGUUAGGAUCUCUAUGGUGGAGAGAUGUAUGUAGGCUAAAUGAGAUAGGGGGGAGUAACAUAGGAUGGCUAGAGAAAGGUUUUGAGUUGGAUGUGGGGGAAGGUAAGGAGAUGCUGUUUUGGAAGGAGAAUUGGGUGGGGAUUGGUGAGUUGGCCAACUUGUUCCCUAGACUAUUUUUAUUAUCUACAGGUAAAGAAAAUGUAAUAAGUCAAAUGGGCAAAUGGAAGAAUGGAGAGUGGACUUGGGAUUUGAAGUGGAGGCAUGCUCUUCGGGAAGAGGAAGCUAUCCAAUUACAGAAUAUGAUUAGUAGGUUGAACACCAAAUCACUUACCAAGGGAAGAAGGGACGUAUGGCACUGGAAACAUGAUCAAAAUGGCAUCUACAGUGCAAGUUCAGGUUACCAGACACUAUCAAGAUCCUUCUCACCCAUAAGGGGGGUGUUCUUGCUGAAUCCUGUUCAAAGGCUUUUGUUCAACAUGAAGGCUAGUUCAGAGAUAAAAGGUCAAGGGAGGGAUGGGAGGUGAUUUGGUUUGCAGUCAUAUGGACAAUUUGGUUAGCUCGUAAUGGAAAAAUCUUCUACAAUGAGACAGUGGAUACAGACCAACUAUUUCGAUUGAUUCAAGCCAGAUCAUUCAUAUGGCUUAAGGAGAGAAAAAGAGGACACAAAUUUUCCCUCUCAGACUGGUUGCAAGAUCCUAGAUUGAGCAUGAGGAAUGGUUAGCAAAUUUUUGAAUUUGUGUGUUUAUGUAUGUUUUAAGAAGAAAUCUGUCCAAAGUCU